GUGAUUGUGUGGUCACAGUAUCAAUCACGUAAGAUUUAACCGUAUGAAAAGUGAUAUAUUUCGCUCGAAUUUUCUUGAAUUGAUCAAUAAUCAUGUAGCUUUAGCCUAUAUUUGAGUGAGAUAUGUCAUUUUUCAUUCGAUAAAUCUUACGUGAUCGACAUCCAAUACAUAAUUUGUGGUGGCGUAUUCGAUGUUCGAUCCCGUCCAACUGAGAAUGUAAGAGCGCUUGGGUGUUGGCCCACUCUCGAUUCUCGUCAGUCGCCGUAAAACAAGAAACAAGCAUGAAACUGCCGGUGCGCAGGAAGCACUGAACACAACAACUGAUCCCUUUUUUUGUAAACAGGAUUUUCGGCUUUUAUUGGCACCGCAUGCCUCGUUCGAAGAAUCUUGAUUAAGAUGCCGAAGCCACAGUAUGAGCAGAAAUUUCGAAACACAUGGCUGCAUGAUCCUUUAUUCAAGGACUGGCUAAUUGCAGUAAAUUCGACAAACGGAGUUGUUGGAAAGUGCAAUGCCUGCAAUAGAAUCAUGACGAGUAGAUAUGCUACUCUCAAGGAUCAUGGAAAUUCCAAGUAUCACAAGAAAAAUCUGAAUAUUAUUCUGGGGCCGAAGGCUAAUCCGAAAAUACCAUUUGUCCGGCUAGAUACAUUGGACGCAACAAAAGAGGCCGAGGGAAAAUUAUGUCUAUUUAUCGCCGCUCAUACCUCUAUCAGGACGAUUGAUCACCUCAACGACAUUUACAAAAUCAGCUUUAGUGGCAUCAACUCGGCUGAUUAUCUACAACUACACCGAACAAAAUGUUCCAACAUAAUUAAAAACGUCAUUGGUCCUUAUUUCAUUGAGAAGUUAAGGGAAGAUAUCGGGUCGAGUUCCUAUAGUUUAAUUAUUGAUGAAUCAACCGACAUUUCCGUACAAAAAUAUCUGGGUAUCGUAAUAAUUUACUAUAGCGAAAAUGCAAACAAAAUCAUAUAUACUUUUCUCGAUCUUGUGCCUUUGAUCAGUUGUGAUGCGGAUUCAUUGGUUGAUUGCAUAAAAGCAACCUUGCGUAAAUUUAAGCUAAAUUUACAUAAAUUGAUGGGUCUUGGCACAGAUAAUGCUUUUGUGAUGAUUGGUGUUAACAAUGGCGUCUUCCAAAAACUUAAAUCUGAAGUCCCACAUUUAAUUUUAAUUAAAUGUUUAUGCCAUUCCUUGCAGCUCGGCGUGUCUGCCGCUACAAAGGAAUGUCUACCAAGAAAUUUGGAGUUCAUCAUACAAGAAACGUAUAACUGGUUCAGUCACUCGACGUUGAGGCAGGCGGCCUAUAAAGAAAUAUAUCAAACGUUGAAUGACAAUCAAAAUCCAUUAAAAAUCGUUCAAGCUUGCCAAACCAGGUGGCUUUCCAUAGAAUCUGCCGUAAGCAGAAUAUAUACUCAAUGGGAAUCGCUGAAGUGUCACUUCAACAUCAGUCGACAAAGGGACAAAUGCUAUAUGGCUGAAUUGCUGUACCAAAACUACAAUGACAACAUCAAUUAUGCAUAUUUGUGUUUCCUAAAGCCAAUACUUGUCGAGCUUCAAAUGGUAAACAAAUUAUUUGAAUCUAAUGACGUUGAUCCGACAAAACUUUUGAAGGAUCUUAAAUUAUUACUAGAUACUUUUGUGAAAAUAAUUGUACCUCCGGGGCGAAAAUUGAAUGUUUUCUCUGAUUCUAUAAAUAAUUAUGUCGAUCGCAGUUGCUAUCUAGGGUACUUGUUUGAAACAAAAGUGACGGAAAUGAAAAACAGCGGUUUUUCUAAAAAAGCUGAGAGAGAAUUGAGAGACAGGUGUAUCAACUUUUUGCUCAAACUGAUUGAGCAAAUACAAAUUCGUUUGCCCGACAAUUAUGAAGUCUUACAACACAUUUCAAGUAUAAGUGUCGAAGAAGCGCUAAAACGCAACAAACGAAAACUAACAGAUAUAUUGAUUGAGUUUAAAAAACCCGCUGAAUUUAUCGAUAUCAUUGAGCGACAAUGGCAAAAAAUACAACUUCUACAUUGGAAUGAGAUAAAAGAUACAAAAAAAUUUUGGUAUGAAGUAAAUCGCUAUACGGACGCAGGUGACAACAAACCAUUCAAAGAAUUGGCGAAUUUUGCUAUGGAGUUGUUAGUAUUACCUCAUUCCAACGCAGAAGUUGAACGUUUGUUUAGUGCCAUGAACAUCACCAAAACCAAAUUGCGCAACAAAAUGCAACUACCAAUGCUCACGGCCAUAUUGGCAAUCCGCAGCGGUUUAAAACGAGUAAACAAAUGUUGCAAAACAUUUGAUUUACCAAACGACGUCGUAAAAAAAAUAAAAACAAAUGAAUGCUACGUACCAAAUAACCCGACUGAUGAUGACAAUAUUGACUUUGAUUUCGACUUUUAAGUGAUUUUUGUUCAUUGUUCUUAAAAUAGUAAUAACUUUGAUUUUAAGCAUGACCUAUAUUUUUAGUCAAUAUGUGCAAAUUACAAAAAAGAGGUUUUUUUUUAUUUCAAGUUACUAUAGUUUUAAUAAAAAUACAAAAAAAGUAUUAAUCAAAAUGUGACAUAUAAUGCAUAUUACAAAUAUUUGUUCCUAUAUUGCGUUUAACUUGUUCGACAUGUUCAUAUAUGUGCGAGAUCGCAUCCAAAUUGUAUCCGACGGCCGAAUUGCUCGUUCUCGCGCCGCGACCAAGCCAGCAGCGGCGUGACAACGCGUGAACGGCAGCGGGAGAGAGCGUGAUCUCCGGUGUUUGCGCGAGCUUCUAGAGGAAUUCGGGAUCGCCGUUGUUGACUAAGCAUAAGCAAAGGAAGUCGAAUAACAGCCUCGACAACCGACGGAUUCCUCUAGAAGCAUUCCUCGCGCACAUUAUAAAUAGGUGGCUCAGUGCCAUUAAGGGCACUUGCUUCGAAACUGUACUCGCGUUCGGUGCGUCGCCAACGUUUUG
This is a messenger RNA of Solenopsis invicta (red fire ant), 2917 nucleotides long. RefSeq lists its product as uncharacterized. The transcript is spliced from 3 exons. Bases 397 to 2376 code for a protein of 659 amino acids. Lineage: Eukaryota; Metazoa; Arthropoda; Insecta; Hymenoptera; Formicidae. The record is from RefSeq and is a predicted model, not a curated record.